UAUACCUAUUCUUACUUAUUUUAGUAUUCUGAGGAUUGUUUUAGUAACUUUCUAGGUAAUUACUGUAUCAAUGAUUCAUUGACAGUUUCAUUAUGAAAAAGAAGGUGCUGCCUCGCGUAUUCUUUGAUAUAGAAAUAGCAGGAAAUCCAGUUGGAAGAGUUGUGUUCCAGCUAUUUUCUGAUGUUUGUCCAAAGACUACAGAGAAUUUCAGAUGCCUGUGCACUGGGGAAAGAGGGCUUGGUGACACAACAAGCAAACCGCUGCAUUACAAAGGAGUUGUCUUUCACAGAGUUGUUCGGGAUUUUAUGAUUCAGGCUGGUGACUUCUCAGAAGGAAACGGACGUGGAGGUGAAAGCAUUUAUGGGGGAUAUUUCGCAGAUGAAUCUUUUGAAAAGAAGCAUGAUGAGCCAUUUUUACUUUCUAUGGCUAACAGAGGAAAAAAUACAAAUGGAUCCCAGUUCUUUGUAACUACUCAACCAACACCUCAUCUGGAUGGAGUUCAUGUUGUUUUUGGAAGAGUUGUGACUGGCAAAAGCAUCAUUAAGAAAAUAGAAAGUCAACCAACAGAUGCUAACAGUCGUCCUAACAAUGAAUGUAAAAUUGUUCACUGUGGAGAACUUGUUCUUGCCAAAACUAAAAAAGUUAAAGCUAAGAAAAUGAAAGAUUCAGUCAAGGAUUCUGAUGAUGAUUCUAGUGAUUCUUCUAAAGAUGAUUCUUCUGAUUCUGAAGAAGAGAUUAAAAAGAAAAAAAAGGAAAAAAAGAAAAAGAAAAAACAUAAAAAAGAGAAGAAAAAGAAGAAAGCUAAAAGUAAAGAUAGUUCGGAUGAGGAUGUGAAAGAGGAUCCAGAUAGUGCACGUACUGUUAGUUCAAUCAAAGCAGACGAAGUUCCACCUGUGCCGGAACAAAAAUUUUUGAUGCGAGGAGAACAAACUAAGAAAGAUGACGAGAAAACACAAGACAGUGUAACACCAAGCUCUGUAAGAAGUCAGGGACGGCAAUGGCGAACGAGGUCUGGACGAAAAGUGAAGGGCCGUGGAGUUAUGCGAUAUCGCACACCGUCCAGAUCUCGAUCAAGAAGUCCUUAUAGAAGCAGUAGGAGAAGCAGCUAUCGUAGUAGGCGGGACAGUGAGACUCCACCUCAUUGGCGGGAAGCCCAACGAGGUCAACGUCCUUUGAAGGAGGUUACUGGCCGCUCGCUUGGUUCACCUGAUAGCGGAAAAUGGAGACAGACAUCAAGAUCACCCUCGGAUGUGAAUACUGAACGGCGUAACCACAGGGUGACUUCACCAUGGGCAAGUGAUGACGAUUCAAAAACCAGGAAACGAAUAGAUAGCUUGAGUGAGGGAGAAUGGUCUAAUCCUGAUGACCAUCUGAAUGAUAGCAAAGAAUAUGAAGAAGGAGAACUGCGGGAAGAGAAAAAGCCACAAAAAAAUGGCGCACAAUCGAAGGAAUUAGAUCUGACCAUUGAAGGACCUGCUUUGCCACCAGGGUACAAUGACAAGUCAAAGAGAAAAAGGCGAAGAUCUACAAAGUCUAAUAGUUCAAGACGUAGGAAAAAAUCAAAGAAAUCAAAAGAAUCGUACAAUAGAAAAUCCAAAACUUUACAACAACCAGAAAAAGAUGGGACAGAAUCAGUUGAAGCACAUGAAACAACUAAUUCAGUAGUGGAACAACCUGAACCUGAGGCUAACCAAAAUUCACCUAAAUACUCAGCUGAAAGAGGAGUUGUUAAAAGCAAGUGGGACAGUACAGAUGAAGAUGAUUCUGCAAAUAAUGUGACCAACACAGAGCUUCCCGAACCUCCUGACCAUAUUAAGAUACAAACUGCUUCACCUAAACAACCAGUAACUGGUGUUCUCGGUGCUGACAAAUUGUUGAAAGGAAAGAGACGUGAAUUAAAAAGGGAGAACAAGAAAAAAUUGAAAAAUAUUCGUACCAGACAUGAGAGUGAUUCUGAUGUCAAUGACAGAGCUUGGCAUGAAGCAACUUCAAGCCGGGUAUCAAAGAAAAGAAGAAUUUCUGAAAAUAGUUCUGUAAAAUCAUCACCAUCUGUAACCAGAAAAUCUGGGAGGAUAGGAAAGCCUUCAUCAUCAAAGAAAAUUAACAAAUCAUCAAGGCAAUCCUCAGCAAGAUUAUUCGAGCAAGCUCGUAACGUUCUUUUAAAAGCAGAAGCUGAACUUGCUGCUAUUGGUUAUCAUAAAGCAAGUAGUUCAUUGAGUGGGAAAUUGAGACACAGAUCUCGAUCCCGUAGAUACUCAUCGUCCAGAUCUAGAUCAAGGAGCAGAUCUGGUGAGCGAUACAGACGUCAGGAUUACUCUCGGGAUAGACGAAGAAGUUACACUAGAUCGAAUUCACGGUCAAGACACUCAAGAAGAAGAAACUCAUCCUCUCGGACUAGUUCCCACUCGCGAUCAAGAUCACCCAAGAGAAGAGGAAGAUUACAUAGAGCAUCUUCAAAAUCUUCUGGGAGAAGAAGUUCAACUUCAAGAAGCAGCUCAAGAUCAAGUCGAAGUGCGAGUCAUUCUUCUUCUCGCUCAUCUUCAACUUCGCGAUCUUCUCGUUCAAACACUUCAUCUUCAUCAAGAAAGAAAACAAAGUUAUCGCCCAACAAAAAUGGCUCCAAUACGAAAAUUUCUACUGUUAAUGUGAAUAAAGUAAAAGUACAGAAGAAUACUGAAGACAAAAAUUUGAAGGAAAAAACUGCAGGAAAAGUUCAGAACAAUUCAUCAUCUGCUGAAUAUGAUCCCUAUUCUGAAAAAAGUAGAUUAAAGAAUAAAAUGAACAAAUCAAAGAAAGAAGAUAAACCUAAGGCUGUUAUGACGGCUGCAAGUGUACGUAAAGCUGAAAAAGUAAAAAAACAGAAGAAAUUGAAGGCAGAACAGUUGUUGUGGCAACCUCCGUUAGAAUUUGGGGAAGAAGAAGAAGACAAUGUAGAAGAGAAAUCUCCAAUCAAAAAUUCCAUGAAACCAAACAAAGCUAUGAAGAUUACAAAGCACAAUGGAAAGAAAAGUAUUGAAAUGAAAGCUGAAAAUCAAAAUGAUAUUCAAUUCGAUUCUAUCCAAGAAACCUUGGAUAAUGGAUUUCAAGAAGAUGAGAUCGAUAAAAUGUUGUCUUCUGGUAUUGAUAGGACUAUUUCAACAAAUGGUAAAGCAUCUGUAAAUGUUUUUGAAAAAAGGGCAAAGUCAUUGUUAGAAUUUAAGAAACGACAAAAAGGGGAAAGCAUAAACAUAAAGACGGAACCGGAAGAAAUAGAAAAUAAUUUGUCAAGUUCAGAUGUUCAUGGACAGAUGGAAAACAAAGUAACUGUUGGUUUUGGAAAAAUGCCAAAGUUCACACCAAAGCCAAAAGUGAUUAAGAUGGAACCUUCUACAGAAGUUAAGAUUGAGAAAAGUGAAGAACAACACUUUGACGCAGAUUUAGACAGCAUUUGGCCCGAAGAUAAUAUCACUAAACUCAAUGAUAAGAGUAACUCAGUGGAAACAAAGAUAUUGGAUAAUUUAAAAAAAGAAAAUACUGAUGAUCAGAUAAAUAACAGGAAUAAUAACGCACAAAUGCAUCAAGAUUUACAGACCAAAAAAGAAGUAAAAAACCUGCCAUCUUUUCGUGCUCAACAAUAUGAUCUCGCCAGGGAGGAUACUGAAUCUAGUGAAAGCGAAGAAGACUGGACUCCUGCUAAUUUACAAUCUACUAAGAAGACGAUAAAAAUUAACAUCAAACUUCCUGCACAGCCACCGCUGACAGAGGAUAAAAAUAACAAUGAAAAACUAAAAAAUGAAAGUAUUGAUGACAAUCAACAAGAAAAUAAUAUCAAAAAGAAACAACGUAAACAUAAAAAGAAGAAAAGGGAAAAGAAAAAAGAAGAAAUUACGUUGACUUCAUUUGAAAUGAUUGCUAGAAGUUUGAGAAAACAUCGUGAAAAGGAAAAUGAACCCAAAACUGAUAAUAACAAACCAAAUAAUGAUGAUAUUACGCAACCACAGAUUACAGAUAAUACCAAAUCACAGGAACCAGAAAGUAUUUCAGCUGAUGUUACGAAUGAAGAAACUACAACUACAAGUGACGUUCCAGAACCUGAAAACGAUUUUCAAAAAAACAGUGCAAUGUCUCCAAAUCAGGCUCUAUUUCCUACAACAUCUCAACAGGCAAGAAUGUCUUUCCCAACCCCAUCUUACCCUUACCAAAUGUCAAUGGGGAUGCGUCCUCCAAGAGGUUACCCAUUCCCACCAUUCUCAUAUAACAACACGCCUGUCAUGCAUCCAAUGAAUAUGCGAUAUCCAAUGUCGCAUCCCCCACUUCCUAUGCCAGUUAACAUGCCCCCACUACCGGAUGCUGAUAGUCCACCUCCACUGCCAGAAGAAAAUUUCCCUUCUCAGCCUCCCGAACCCAAAGGAAAGUGUUGCAAAUUAUCUGAUGACGCUGUUACUGAUUUAUUUAAAAAGAAAAACAUAACAAGUGAAAGAUUAUCGACUCUCCUUGCUGGGGAAGACAAAAAUGACGAGAGGUUACCUUCACCUGCACCAUCAUUAGAAGAAAGGAAAUCAAGAAAUAAACAGCGUGCAUCAUAUCGUGGAAGACAUCGAUCUAGUUCGUCAUCUUCUUAUUCAUCAGAUUCAUCUCGUUCUUCGUCAAGAUCUCGGGACAGGAGCAGAAGAUCAAGGUCAAAGCAUUCUGGUUCACGAAGAAGUCGAAGUUCAUCCUAUGAUAGUUACUAUAGCAGUUCUGAUCGAUCCCGUUCAUCACACAAAUGCAGACACAGAUCUCGUUCACGUUCAUCCAGUUAUGAUUCUUAUUCAUCAAGAAGUCGCAGUAGAUCACGUUCUCACGGAAGACGUUCAAGUGCAAGGAGACGCAGCAGAGAUUAUUCAACUGAUAGUGAAUACUCCAGCAGGUCACGCAGCAGAUCAAGAAGUUAUUCAAGAAGCAGAAGCACAUCUCGACGAAGAUCUUGAUAUAAUUCAUGAUGUUAUCAUACAUGCAGUUUCCAUAAGUUCAACUCUAGAAAAAGUACAUCCAUUCCUACUGUUUAUUGUUGACUGAAAAUGCAAGUCGCCAUUUGUACCACUUGUACAGUUCUUUUUUAAAAAGAUUGUGACUGCUAAUAGCAAUAAUAGUUCACUAUAGCAACGGGGAUAGACAUUUUUCAUUCUGUAUAGACUAUCAAAUUUUUUUUUAUAGGAAUUUCAUUCCAAGCCAUUUCAUGGUAUCCAUCCAACUUUCUCUUAUGUUUUGAAGUCCUGUUUAUUUACAUGAAAGGUUUCUCUAAAGAGAAAAAUUGGAAUUUCAUUGGUCUCUAUAUCCUCAUACAUGAGCUUAUUAGGAUUGUCUAGCUGUUCGCUGGAUCCUGGUCCUCUGAUCUUGAAGCGACUGACAAAACUUCAUUUGGGGGAUGAAUAUUUGGGCAUUGUUUGGAACUGGUUUAGAGUAGACACCUUCGUUAUAAAGUAGAUAUGUUCCAUUUCAAAAUCUGAGUCGAGGUUUCUGCUUUUGUCUAAAUUUGUUGUUAUUUGCAUGAUUGCUGAAUUCAAUAACUCCUGCUGUGUUUUGAAUUUUGUAAAUGUUCCAUUUUUCAGACAAUGGUGGCAGCUAGCUUUCUAUUCUUAUCUUUUUCUUGUUAGUCUCAAUUUUGCCCUGUCAUUAUGGUACAUAUCUGUUUACCACAUAUGAUUUUGACAUAAUAUGACUAGAUAUUCUUAUUCUCUUUCAAA
Messenger RNA from Styela clava, 5705 nucleotides. RefSeq lists its product as uncharacterized. Gene Ontology annotation, molecular function: peptidyl-prolyl cis-trans isomerase activity; cyclosporin A binding. Gene Ontology annotation, biological process: protein folding; protein peptidyl-prolyl isomerization. The record is from RefSeq and is a predicted model, not a curated record. Gene Ontology annotation, cellular component: cytoplasm; mitochondrion. NCBI's taxonomy places the organism in Eukaryota, Metazoa, Chordata, Ascidiacea, Stolidobranchia, Styelidae.